Molecule: messenger RNA, 2148 nt
Organism: Venturia canescens
Lineage: Eukaryota; Metazoa; Arthropoda; Insecta; Hymenoptera; Ichneumonidae
Product: beta-hexosaminidase subunit alpha-like
Exons: 6
Coding region: 277-1881 (534 amino acids)
Biological process (GO): carbohydrate metabolic process; ganglioside catabolic process; glycosaminoglycan metabolic process
Cellular component (GO): membrane; lysosome
Molecular function (GO): beta-N-acetylhexosaminidase activity
Source: RefSeq, a predicted model, not a curated record
UCUAGAGAGCCUCGAGACUCGCUGGUCGAUACUUCAAACUCCAUUUUUUGCUGCGAGACUCAUCCGCCCGCUUAUCGCCAAGUGAAAAUGCGAUUCGCCACGAAACACUCGAGAAUCAACGUUCCCUGAUCGACGACGAUUUCGAUACGAAGACAGCGCCGAGUUCGAAAGUGAAAAUAGUCAUCGAGCCAGUGCCUAGUUUCUUUGAAACAAACUUUUCAAUCGGCCAGCUUGGUCGUCGCUUGAAAAUCGUUGCGAAAAGGAACCUCCGACGAAAUGUGGCUCGGAUUACUCUUGCUGGGAUUUUCCUGUGGCUGUGCCCUUGGCCACGACGAUUUUGGACCGUGGGUCGAGCCCACGAAGGGCGAAGUGUUUCCUCGUGUCGCGAUCAGGAGCAAAAGUCCUGAUUUCCUGAUCGUUCGACCUCUGGCUUUUCAGUUCAACGCAACCGGACAAUCUUGCGACGUACUUAAAGACGCCAUGGAUCGAUACCAGUCGAUUUUGCUGAACGAAGCGCGCGUCGCUUUGAAAACGGCUUUGCCGAUUCCUCGUACGUACGUUCAGCAAAGUCCUUUGCUCCGCGGAGAACUUGUCACGAUGAAUAUCAAUCUGCGAAACCCUUGCGAACCGUAUCCUCAUUUUCAAAUGAACGAAAGUUAUAUUUUAAGCAUAAACGAAGACACAUCGGCGUACUUGGGAGCUGAUGAAAUUUGGGGAAUCUUACGAGGUCUGGAAACUUUCUCACAACUUUUAACUGCCUCGUCGGAUGGUCAUUUAACAAUCAAAUGUCAAAGGAUAUUGGAUUCGCCGAGAUUUCCACACCGCGGACUUCUGUUGGACACGUCGAGGCACUAUUUGCCAGUGUCCGAUAUUCUUCUCACUCUUGAUGCGAUGUCGUACAACAAGUUGAACGUUUUUCAUUGGCACAUAGUCGAUGACAAUUCGUUUCCUUACGUGAGCACGAGUUUUCCAAAGCUUUCGGAAUCGGGGGCUUACCAUCGGACGAUGGUUUACACGCAGUCGAACGUUCGAAGGAUCAUCGAGUAUGCGAGGCUUCGUGGCAUUCGGGUUGUGCCGGAAUUCGAUAGUCCGGGGCACUCGAAGUCGUGGGGCAAUUCGUAUCCGGAAAUACUGACCACGUGUUACGCGAAUGGUAAACCAAAUGGGAAACUGGGCCCGAUGAAUCCACUGGAUGAUUCGCCAACGUGGCCCAUGAUGGUGACUCUGUUGACUGAAUUAUUCGCUGUAUUUCCUGACCGAUACUUUCACUUCGGCGGUGACGAAGUGAAUUUCGAUUGCUGGGCUUCCAAUCCUGAGAUCAUUGAAUUCAUGCACAAAAAAGGCUACCAAAGCGACUUCAAAAGGCUGGAACGUCACUAUUUCGAGAGGCUGUUGACCGUCCCCCGUGAAUUCAACGUCACCUCGAUCGUCUGGCAAGAAGUUUAUCAGAAUAAUCCAAAGCUCCAGAAACACGACAUGGUCGUCCACGUCUGGACAGGAGCGUGGCAGGCCUUGAUGCAGGAUCUCAUUUCCAAAAAUUAUUCGACUCUGCUCUCCGCCUGUUGGUACUUGGACGACGUCAAGAGCGGGGGCGACUGGCUCAAAUAUUAUCUCUGCGAUCCUUCGGACCUGAUCGCCACGCCGGAUGAGUUGUCUCGGGUGCUUGGAGGCGAAGCCUGCAUGUGGGGAGAAUUCGUUGACAGAACGAACGUGCACUCGAGAAUUUGGCCACGUGCGAGUGCAGCCGCGGAGCGUCUCUGGUCCUGGGGCAUGGACGAUUUGGACUUUGUGGCGCAGCGUCUAGAGGAGCACAGCUGUCGAAUGAACCGCCGGGGUAUUCCUGCACAACCACCGAACGGUCCUGGUUUCUGUGUUGUCUGACUGACCAACCGAAACCCGUUGAAACGACUUUAAAGUGGCGACGAAAUAAACAGUUGAAUUAUAAAUUUGUAUUUUCCAAUUGAAGAAUGAUUGGAAGACUGUGCUCAAACGGUGCGAAGGAAAUGAAAAAUGUGAAUAUUUCAACCGGAGUGGAGCGAAUUUUUCUCCGUUGACCUACGGUCGGACGGAGAGAAAUUUUCAAUCUCCUUCAAAAUAUCGAUUAAAAAAUCUUUGAUAAAAAGAAACGUAGAAUAAUUUGCCAGAAAA